This is a messenger RNA of Conger conger (European conger), 5571 nucleotides long. It is a transcript of the gene nup155, whose product is annotated as nucleoporin 155. Lineage: Eukaryota; Metazoa; Chordata; Actinopteri; Anguilliformes; Congridae. The transcript has 35 exons. The coding region runs from base 186 to 4358 and encodes 1390 amino acids. Gene Ontology annotation, molecular function: structural constituent of nuclear pore. The record is from RefSeq and is a predicted model, not a curated record. Gene Ontology annotation, biological process: protein import into nucleus; protein localization to nuclear inner membrane; RNA export from nucleus. Gene Ontology annotation, cellular component: nuclear pore inner ring; nuclear pore.
GAUUUCCGGGUGGCAGCUCGUGCUUUUUCCAGCGAAACAUCGGCCUUGUCUGUAAUACCUGUGGAGGAUAUGCAUUUAGCUGACAGUAGCCUACAGUGAACUCAGUAGUCACUUACGGACAGUACAGAUAAAAUUUCGAUCUAUUGUUUAAUCAUUUUGAUUUGGCGGAGCGUGUACCCGCGGCGAUGCCCUCCACCCUGAGCUCCAGCAGCCCCGCCACGGGGCUGAACGAGGUUCUGGAGAACACGGGCCGGCUGAUCGACCGACACCUGCAGGAGGACCGCUGCUUCCCCGACCUGUCGGAGCUGCUCUACGUCCCCGCGCACAACAUGCCGUCUCUCUCGGGGGUGUCAGACAUGGACUACCCCCUGCAGGGCCCGGGGCUCCUCACCGUGCCCAGCCUGGCGGAGCUGAGUGCGGUGCGCCGCGUGCCCCUGCCCCCGGAGCUGGUGGAGCAGUUCAGCCAUAUGCAGUGCAACUGCAUGAUGGGAGUGUUCCCUGAGAUCAGCCGGGCGUGGCUCACCAUCGACAACGACAUCUUCAUGUGGAACUACGAGGACGGGGGGGACGUUGCCUAUUUCGAUGGGCUCAGUGAAACGAUCCUCUCAGUUGGGCUGGUGAAGCCAAAGGCGGGGAUCUUCCAGCCCCACAUCCACUUCCUGCUGGUCCUGGCCACUCCUGUGGACGUGGUGAUCCUGGGACUCAGCUUCUCUAAAGCACAGACGGGUCUGAACGACAGCCUAUCGGGAGCCAUGCAGCUGCUCCCAGACCCGCUGUACUCCGUCCCCACUGACAACACCUACCUGCUGGCUGUCACCUCCACCCAGCUGGGCCGCAUCUUCCUGGCCGGCAAAGAUGGCUGCCUGUACGAGAUCGCUUACCAGGCGGAGGCGGGCUGGUUCAGCCAGCGCUGCCGCAAGAUCAACCACUCCAAGAGCAGCCUGUCCUUCCUGGUCCCCUCCCUGCUGCAGUUCUCCUUCUCCGAGGACGAUCCGAUCGUCCAGAUUGCCAUCGACAAUUCCCGGAACAUCCUCUACACACGAUCAGAAAAUGGCGUCCUGCAGGUUUAUGACCUCGGAGCCGAUGGGAGUGGGAUGAGUCGGGUGGCGGCCAUGUCACAGAACUCCAUCGUUUCAGCAGCGGGAAACAUCGCCAGGACUAUCGACCGCUCAGUCUUCAAGCCCAUUGUGCAGAUCGCUGUGGUGGAUCUGUCCGAGUCUACAGACUGUCAGCUGCUGGCCAUCACGCAUGCAGGAGUUCGGCUGUACUUCAGCACCAUCCCCUUCCCCACCCCCAAUGCCAAACACGCCACGGCCCGGCCCAGCAUCCUGUCGCUUGUCCACGUCCGCCUGCCCCCUGGAUUCUCCGCUUCCUCCACCAUGCAGAAGCCCGCUAAAAUCCACAAGGCCCUGUACAGUAAAGGGGUUUUGCUGAUGGCCUCUUCAGAGACGGAGGACAGUGACAUUCUGUGGUGCAUCAACCACGACUCCUUCCCCUUCAAGAAGCCCCUCAUGGAGGCUCAGAUGACGAUGCACAUCGAUGGCCACUCCUGGUGUCUGUGUGCUAUCGAGGACACGAAGGCCUCCAAAAUCUCCACACCCCUCAACAAGGACCUCAUUCCUCUCACUGACUCGCCCGUGGUCGUCCAGCAACAUAACAUCCCGCCACAGAAGUUUGUCCUCCUCUCCGCCAAGGGGAGCCACAUCUUUCACAAGCUGAGGCCGGUGGAUCAGCUGCGCCUCUUGCUGGUGGGCAGUGCUGGCGGGCAGGGCGAGGAGAUUGAGCGCUUCUUCAAACUCCACCGGGAGGACCAGGCCUGCGCCACUGCCCUCAUCCUGGCCUGCUCCAGUGCAGCCUGCGACAGGGAGGUGUCUGUGGGGGCCACCCGCGCCUUCUUCAGAUAUGGAGGAGAGGCACAGAUGCGCUUCCCCUCAGCUCUCUCUGCUCCCAGUAACCUCGGGCCCCUGCUGGGCUCCCCCGUCCCAGGAUCCCCCAUGCCUGUAGGUAGUCCCCUCCCCAGUGCCAGUUUCCUAGCAACGCCCAUGCCAGGAGUGAUGCCUACCAGCAUGUCCACGCCUUUCUGUCCUCCCUCCUCGCUGCCCCCUGGUGGAGGUCCUUUGGCGGUGUCCUCCGGGCCAGAGGUGGUGUUCUCUGGGAAACACAACGGCAUCUGCGUCUACUUCACCCGCAUCCUGGGGAACAUCCUGGACGGGAGUCUAGCAGUGGAGAUGGCCGUCAGCAAAGGAAAUCAGGUUCUCAGCGUGCUGGAGAGCACGGUCAGUUCGGCGGACCUGCAGUCGGUGCUGUUGGAGCUGCGGGGGCUGAAGGACUUCCUGGACAAGAACUCCCAGUUCAGCCCCUCCUCCCUGGGCUCAGCCAGCUUCAGCUCCCCGGGGAACCUGCAGCAGAGGCUGCUGGGAUUUAUGCGGCCAGAGAGGGGCAGCUCUCAACAGGUCCAACAGGAGCUGCAGAGGAAGUACCACACGGAGGCGCAGGCGUAUGAGAAAGUGUCUCUGCAGGGCAUCCAGCAGCUGGUGCAUCGGUCCUGUCAGACCCUGGCCCUGUGGAAGCUGCUCUGUGACCACCAGUUCAGCCUCAUCCUGGCCGAGCUGCCCAAGGAGUUCCAGGAGCAGGUGAAGGGCAGCAGCUUUAAGGACGUGGUGAUCCACGGGCGCGAGCUGACCGGGGCCCUCAUCACCGCCCUCAUCAACGUCUACAUCAAAGACAGUGCCUCCGUAGACGCCAUCAGCACGCACCUGCGGGACAUCUGCCCCAUGCUCUACAGCAGCGAGGACAGCGUCUGCUCCAAGGCUAACGAGCUGCUCCAGAGCUCCAGGCAGCUACAGAACAAACUGGAGAGGGAGCGCACGUUGAGAGAGUCACUGCGUCUGUACCAGCAGAUCAGCCACCACACCGACCUGCCCCUGGUCUGCACCCAGUACCGCCAGGUGCGUUUCUAUGAGGGGGUGGUGGAGCUGUGUCUGGUGGCCGCUGAUAAGAAGGACCCUCAGGGCCUCGGGCUCCACUUUUAUAAGAACGGGGAGCCGGAGGAGGAUGUACCUGGACAAGUGUCCUUCCAGGAGAGGCUGUCCAGCUACAAGUGCAUCACAGACACCAUGCAGGAGCUGGUGAACCAGAGUAAGGCCGCGCCUCAAUCUCCCAGCGUCCCCAAACAGCCCGGGCCGCCUGUCCUGACCUCUGACCCCAACAUGCUGAGCAAUGAGGACGCGGCUGCCCAUUUUGAGCAGAUGAUCAAUCUGACACAGAGAUCUCAGGACGAGCUCUUCCACAUCGCUCUGUGCAACUGGCUGAUCCAGGCCGACCUCACCGACAAGCUACUGGAGGUAAAUUCUCUGUUCCUGGAGGAGCACCUGAUGCGCAUGAUCAAGCAGAACCAGAACAAAGUGCGCAACAUGGACCUUCUGUGGCGCUACUACGAGAAGAACCGCAGCUUCAGCAAAGCAGCGCACGUGUUAGCGCGGCUAGCUGAUAUGCACAGCACUGAGAUCUCUCUGACGCAGCGGUUGGAGUACAUUUCCCGGGCCAUCCUCUCCGCCAAGAGCUCCUCCUGCACCUCCGCCCAGGGGCCGGACGGGGAGUUUCUGCACGAGCUGGAGGAGAAGAUGGAGGUGGUGCGGAUCCAGAUGCAGAUUCAGGAGACGCUCAGCCGGCAGUACUCCCAUCAUCCCUCAGUGCAGAACGCCAUUUCCCAGCUGGAUUCCGAGCUCAUGGACAUCACCAAGCUUUACGGGGAGUUUGCGGAUCACUUCAGAUUAUCGGAGAGCAAGCUGGCCAUCAUUCACUGUGCCGGGCACUCUGACCCCAUCCUGGUGCACUCCCUCUGGCAGGAGAUCAUGGAGAAAGAGAUGAGUGACAGUGUGGCCAUGAGCCCAGCUGACCGCAUGAGGGCUUUGAGUCUGAAGCUGGUGUCUCUGGGGAAGAUCUACGCUGGAACACCCCGCUACUUCCCCCUGGAAUUCCUGGUGAAAUUCCUGGAGCAGGAAGUGUGUCGGCUCAGCUGGGAUGUGGGCUUCGUCACCUACACCAUGCAGGAGAUUGCAGUUCAGCUGCCCAGCCUGCUGGAAGUGUACGACCAGCUCUUCAAGACACGGGACCCGUGCUGGCAGCGUCUGAAGAAGCCCCUUCACCUGGUGGAGUGCAUCCACGUGCUGCUCUCUGGUUACGUGGCUGACCCGAGCCGGGUGCCCAACUACGACAGGCGAAGGUUCACCAACGUGUGUCUGGACAACAUCUGUGGCUAUCUGGUGGAGCUGCAGUCUCUGACCCCCAGCGCCUCCCUGCAGCACAUAAUCGGCAAUUUCAAGUCCCUGCAAGCCAAGCUGGAGAAGGUGCACUGAGGAAGAAAUUCUACAGUCCACCGAGGAGGGGCCUGGUUUCUGAAUCUUGAAGAUUCCUCACUAGCAAGCACAUACAAAGACGCCUUAUGCCAAGCUAGCCUGCACACAGGCUAGCACUCUUUAGGACUCAUCAAUGUUAGCCAGGUUAGCACUGCCCAGGUUAGCUGGGCUACUGCUGGAUGCUCCUCUGGUGCUUAUGGCUGAACUCUCUGCCAGCCAGCAAGACAAGAUGGCCGCCCUAACCAAUGACCUGUUUGUGUUUCUCAUGAAACGCGGCAAGUACAAGCAGGUUGAAUAAUAAUAAUAGGCCUUUUAUACUUUUAACGUACACCUGAAUUUGAGCGUGCGUUCAGCCCUCAACUGCCACCUCCAGAGAAAUGUGGUUCAAUCUGCUGCUAUCUGUGGCUGAGAUGCCAUUUUGUUGUAAAGGAUGCUGAAUAACUGGGAGAGGAAGCAGAAGAGCGUUUUUGUCAGGGUCAUGGAUGUUUUGUGGUGAACGUUUUUAUUGAAAAAAGUAUGCCUCACCCAAAGCAUCAGCAUUCUUUAGGCAUUUCAUAUUGUUUUUGCAUGGGCGUAUGUCACUGGUCAAUAUUUGCGAGUUGCCUCCUCCAGUGGCGCACACAAAUUAUUUUUAUGGAUACUAAGAAAAAAUGAAACUAUAUUUGUGCACUGAAGUAGUGUCAGGAUACUCUUUGUGGAAGCAAUGGCACUACACCUCCAGCAGCCUUGCCUCAACUCAUGGCCGCGCUGUGUUCAGUGCAGUGGUUUGACCUUUGUCCAUUGGGCUUACAGCAAGCCUCGUACACUGGAGAUGGGCCCAGCCCUCGCUGAUGUUUAAACUUCAGUGUAGCCCUGUAUCUAAAGAGACUUGGACUUUGAUGAUUCUGAGAAUCGCCAGCACUUUCUAUUUUCAAUAGAUGUGUGUUGCAGCUCUCCGCCAUUUUCUCUUCUGUUGGGUUAUAUUUGCCGGCUUCAUUCAUAGCCUGGAAUUUACAUGUUAAUUUAAGAAUUUAAGUUUGCUUGGAUUAAAAUGUGUUCCUCACUUAACCUAAUUGCGUUUGGUUAUCACCAAAUGUAAUAUUUCAUUAUGCAGUAAAUGGAUGAAGGUUAUGUCUUUUACAUUAUUCUUUUCUUCAGUUUUGUAUUGUAUUCUUGUAUUUUUAUAUUGAUUAUUUGUAGAAAACCUGAAUAAUAAAAAACUUAAAUCUACAAA